GGUUCCUUCCUACACAGAGCAAGAGGCGGAGGAGAGAACGGAGAUCGUAGAUACGCAUCCUAGUUGAAGUCAAUGAGAACUUCUCUUCGGAGGAAACGGCCGUUUUUGAAGGAGCCUCAGGACGUUUGGAGAUGCUUUUGAUGGUCUCAGCCGGUGAUAUCGCUCCGUUCAUGGUCAGACCAAAACUGAGAGACCAUUUCAAUGACCCAAUGUGCUCGUUUUGAGGAGCAGAGGAGACGUUUCUGUAGGAUUCUCAGUCCGGAGACGUGAUGUCUGCCAGCGCGCAUGUCCUGCUCUUAGUAUUGCUGAGUGUGCUUCAGGCAAAUGGCCAGACGGAGAUGAAGAAGGUGGUCGGAGACAAUGCCACGCUGCCGUGCCACCAUCAGCUGUGGCAAGCCGACAUCUCCCUGCUGGACAUCGAAUGGAUGCUGCAUAAAUCCAGCUCACGGCAGAAAGUGGUCAUCACAUACUUUGCAGGUCGGAUCUACGACCCCAACGAGAGUGAAGCUGGGCGGCUUUCCCUAGCGGGAGACUAUCUGAAAGGCGACGCUUCACUCUUGAUCAGCGACCUCUCGCUCACCGACUCCGGAGAAUACAUCUGCAAGGUCAAGAACGGCGGGAAGUACUACUGGAACACAGUCAAACUCAUCGUGCUCCUGAAGCCGUCCAAACCACGCUGUUGGAUGGAGGGUCGUCUGCUGGAAGGAAGUGAUGUCAGACUGAGCUGCAAGUCCACAGAUGGUUCUGACCCGAUCAGCUACAAAUGGGAAAGAGUCUUAGACAAAGGAAAAUACGCUGGCAAGCUGCCACCUCAGGCCCUCAUAGAUCUGAAGAACCCUGAGAUUGUGACAUUGAAAAACCUGACGAGGGAAAGCGCGGGGGUUUAUAAAUGCACCGCCAGCAAUGAUGUCGGAGAAGAAAACUGCACUUUAGAGGUCAAAGUUCACUAUGUCCGGGGAAUGGGCGUGGUGGCUGGCGCUGUGGUGGGCGUGUCCUUCGGUGUUCUCCUCAUCAUCCUCAUCAUCUGGCUUGUUUUCCGUAAGAAAGAGAAGAAGAAAUAUGAGGAGGAGGAAGCACCCAAUGAAAUAAGGGAAGAUGCAGAGGCUCCCAAAGCCAAACUGGUGAAGCCGAACUCUCUCUCCUCCUCCCGAUCUGGUAGUUCUCGCUCUGGGGCUUCCUCCACACAGUCUAUGGUGCACAACAGUGCCCCCCGUGGGCCCAGGCCUCGGCUGCCUGUCGUGGCUGCCCUUAAAGAAAGUGGGCAGCCCGAAAACUUCCCUCCGGUACCACCACCAUACAACCAUGUGGUCCCCAAACCUCCAGAGCCUGGCAGUAGCCCCAAACCCAACCCGGGGAACCUGGCGAGGAUGGGUGCCACACCGGUGAUGAUCCCCGCCCAAACCAAGGCAUUCCAGACUGUGUAAGAAUAAUACACACACAAACACACAAACAGAUAAAUACACACACUGCAGCAAGCAUCAAAUCCCACAUCUGGUAUCAGGAACAUUCCCAAAAGAUUUCCCACUCGCUGCAGAAAACCCAGGUGGUCAGGCCUUUUGAUUCAACAGAUUCGACUGGGUUGGAAAAUAAAUGCUUUUGUUGUUUUUAAUGUGCACACUGAAGUGGAAGAAGACCCCUUGUGGAAUGUAAACGGUAAAGACAGAGGAAAAAAUUGGGGUUUGGAUGUGGAGGGCUGUGCCUUGUGUUGUUAUGAUGGUUUGACCAAACAAAAGAGGCAGAUAUGAACAGAGAUACAACUCUGCCUUUACCCAGACAGACAGCCUGUCUACCUGACCACACACUUCCUGUCGUCGCUGGGUUUGAACUGACAGCUACAGAACUGGAGGAGAAACUCACAAAAGCGGACUCUUUCCGGCACCUGCUCGUCCGCCCCUAUGAGGAUUCACAUCUGCCACUCAUUUCCUCAGCCAAUCGGCAUUCGCCAGGCAGCCCAGUGUGCAUCACACCUAAACAGCCAAUGGCAGGUCACCUGCUGGGCACAGACGCUGCGAUUGGCCCAGAAUGAGGAGAAAUCAACACACUACGACAUAAACAGGGACAGUAAAUUUGUUUGUUCUUCAUUAGAGCUAUAAAUAUUCCAUAUGAAUAGACAUAUUCCAUAUUUAAGAGGUAUUUAUAGGAAUUCCAUAUAUUUCAGUUCAAGUAUCUAACAGCAUUCGUAAUGUGUGUGCACAUUCCCUUUAAAUCAUUCAUUCACAUUCUUCAGGAUAAUGCAAACCGUAUCUUCAGUAAUGAGGUUGAUUGUCUCAGUGGGGAAAUGGUUUGGCUCCGCUUUGGUUCUUGGUAUUUGCAAUUGAAAUCAUAUGUCUGGUUGGUGCAUCCCAUUGGAUGCAAGUAUGAUGAGGUUGGGUCAGGCUUAUUCUGUGCUGGUUUAUAUGAAUCUAAAGUGUCUACAUGAUUAUGAUGAAACCAAACAAGCAGGCCCACACACAAUCUGCAUGCAUGGAAAGCUCCAGUUUUCCGCAGAAUUCGAACGGCUGUCGUUAACAAAGCUAUGCAUUAGUGGUUCUCAACCUUUUUGAUUCGAAGUCUUAAGACUAAGUCUUAUUUUAACACAAUUAAUCAAAGGCCCUCUAUAUUGCAAUGUUUCUUUUAGUAUUCCCAGCUAACAAGGAAUGUUCUCAGAACUUUGGCAUACGUUCUGGCAAGGCCUUUAAUAAUGUUUCCAAAAAAUUCACACAAAAAUGUUUUUAGUCGGACGUUCAAAAAAAAAAAAAACCUGGAU
Molecule: messenger RNA, 2746 nt
Organism: Sinocyclocheilus rhinocerous
Lineage: Eukaryota; Metazoa; Chordata; Actinopteri; Cypriniformes; Cyprinidae
Gene: clmpa
Product: CXADR like membrane protein a
Exons: 7
Coding region: 270-1424 (384 amino acids)
Cellular component (GO): cell surface; cytoplasmic microtubule; membrane
Source: RefSeq, a predicted model, not a curated record